This is a messenger RNA of Oikopleura dioica, 486 nucleotides long. NCBI's taxonomy places the organism in Eukaryota, Metazoa, Chordata, Appendicularia, Copelata, Oikopleuridae. The record is from the annotation of a GenBank genome assembly.
AUGUUUACCUUUUUCGAAACUUUGAAAUCACCACCAGCGCUGUCAUUUGGCUCGAGCUUCGUUUCAAAAGCAGCCACUUUCACGAAAGAGAGCGCGUCUAAAAUUGGCGAAGCAGCGGCCCAUGCUGGUACCCAGAUUUCAAACAAAGCACAAGAUGGAUCUUUGGCGAACCAGGGAAGCCAAGCGUUAGGAUCAGCCGUUGGGGCUCUUUCGAAUAUUACGAAAACUGGAUGGGGCUUUGCGACAAAGGCAACUUCUGACUUACUCGGGACCCAGGGAAAUACCCAAAAAGCGGAUGUCCAGUCCAACGACUUUUGGGACAAUUUUGGGCAGAAAGCUCCCUCGAGGUCGGGGAGCUCGCUGUUCGCAAAGGAAUCGCCCGCUCCUGCGCAAGAGAAGAAACCUUCCGCCGAAUGGAAUGAAGAUUGGGGCGAUGACUGGGGUAAUAAAGAGAGUAAACCAGCGGCGAAAAAGGGAGAGGGUUGA